This is a messenger RNA of Triplophysa dalaica, 1379 nucleotides long. RefSeq names its product extracellular matrix protein 1a (gene ecm1a). Gene Ontology annotation, cellular component: extracellular region. Lineage: Eukaryota; Metazoa; Chordata; Actinopteri; Cypriniformes; Nemacheilidae. The record is from RefSeq and is a predicted model, not a curated record. Gene Ontology annotation, biological process: regulation of bone mineralization; signal transduction. Bases 1 to 1080 code for a protein of 359 amino acids. The transcript is spliced from 7 exons.
AUGUGUAAAAUUGACCCUAAAGAUCAACUCAAACCAUAUUUUCCUCCGGCCAGACCAUCCGUGGAAAACCUCAGUGCACUUUGCUCAAAUGGUGGCAGUCGCCCCAGAUAUCCUGAGAGCUGCAUUCCUCCUUUAGGUCACGCUUACUUCAGACGAAAAGCAACUGCAGUGAACAGAGUUGAAGCGUGGUUUAGUCAGUGCUGUCAAAGGGAUGUGGCCAAAGAAGACCAGCAGAUCCUUUGCUGUGUCAAACAAGCGUGGGAAACUGCAUUAUCCCAAUUCUGUACUGAUGAGUUUUCAGCCAUGACCAUCGCAUACGGUUGCUGUAAGAAGAAGGAUGAGGAGAGGUGGAGCUGCUUCGACAAAAAGGCUCCAAACCCCUCCUACCAACCUCACGCUGGUUACACCGCCCCAUCUGUACCCUCGGACAUGAUCUUCACCUGGGAGCCCAGCACCUUAAAUAGUGCAGACCAGCUGAUGGUGCCCUACAGCCCUUCAAAGAUUCCAUCAAAUCCGAAUUCCAAGCCGAAGAGAGGAACGGGAAAGAAAAUAAUUCAUCAUGGUUUGGACAAGCACCCUUUUCAGCAUUUUAAUUCUCAGUUCAUUCCUUUGGGAGGGGGACAGAACAUUGACCCUGAUGUGCUGCUGGAAUCAAGUUUUCCUCCAGCCCAACCUUCGCUGACGAACCUGAAUGCUAUUUGUCUCCAUGGCAGUGGCCGUGACAGAUACCCUGCCAGCAUUUUUCCUCCAUCAGGUUAUGCUUACGCCCGUCGAGCCGGGAACGCAGUAAACAGACUGGAAGCGUGGUUUAGUCAAUGCUGCAAUGAGGACGUGGCCAGAGGAAAUAGGGAGAUCCUUUGCUGUGCAAAACAGGCAUGGGAAGCUGCACUUUCCCAGUUCUGCACCGAGGAGUUCUCUACCAUGACUAUGGCCCAUGAGUGCUGCGAGAGGAAAGGAGAAGACAGGUGGAAUUGCUUUACAAAACAGGCUCCUAAUCCCUUCUACAAAUCCCUUCCUGGUUAUCUUGCCCCAGUGGUACCAGCAGACAGGAUGUUCACCUGGGACCCCAAUACUUGUUGAAGGUCAAGAUAUUGAAUGAUAAUUACGAUUAUAAUCAUAUGAUCAGAUUCCAUAUGCAAACCUGAUCUUUUUUUGCUACAGCAACAUUUUUUAUAUUCUCACAAUAGAGUGCAAAAUGCUUUAGAACCCUGUAUAUGAACUUUGGAUGUGUGAUUGUGUGUCAUAGAGAAAUAAAAUGUCCAAAAUUGUCCUUUGAGUUGUGAACGGUUGUAACUGAGAUUUCAUCUUUAACUCUAUUGUAUAAAUGUUUUAAUGAGGAAUGUAUUGGAAAAAAGGCACAAAUAAAUCAGUGUAGAUCA